Pseudogymnoascus destructans is the source of this 1569-nucleotide messenger RNA. RefSeq lists its product as uncharacterized. Lineage: Eukaryota; Fungi; Ascomycota; Leotiomycetes; Thelebolales; Thelebolaceae. The transcript has 2 exons. Bases 194 to 1114 code for a protein of 306 amino acids. The record is from RefSeq and is a predicted model, not a curated record.
UCCGUAACCUUCUGUAACCUCGCGGUCGGCUGCUACCCUGUCGUCCAACUAUAAUUGGACCACUGGAACUUCCGUAAGUUAACGGAAGUUUCCAAGAAAUUAUGGGACAGUGUGGUUGGGCCAUAACUUCUGGAAGUUUCCGUAUGUUUCUGUAAGUUUACGCAAAGUUAACGUGAAUCGAGACUCCUCAGACAUGACAUGGUUGGCCAUUAACAAUCUCAAUUCAGAACGGCUAGUUUCCAUUGUUUCUAUGAUGAGUAUAAACAUACCCUUCACCGCUCAAGCAUCCUGCUGCAUCAUGACAGUUUUCUAUUCGGCUGCCUUACGUUCCAGUACAAACAUGCCUGGAAUUCGAGCUGCGAGCGAUGGAGGAGCAAAAAAUGGCAGAGAACUUGAUGUCCCAAUUUCACCACCCAACUCCUUAGGUCUACGGUUUUCUUCCAAGGCUUGGAUUAUCUCUCUGCGUACCUCUGCCAUUGCUGACCACUCACAGUCAUGGAGAUGGUCAGUGUUUGACCAGCUUGUCGAGUGGAGCUGGACUGACGACUGUGAUAUUGAUGUACCAUCAGCUACCCAGAAUAGCAAUUCGACGUCAAGGAUGGACGGUAUCUCGCCUUUGGACACCGAGAAGACCUCGACCUUGACUCUACAUCAGAACUGGAGCGCAAAUACCACAAUGAGAUCUGACAGUAUCUCGCCUCCAAGCACCGCGGCCACUUCAAUAUCGGAUCUACAUCAGAUCCGUAGUGACAAUUUAAUUCCAAGUUCGACAGAUGUACAUCUGUGUCCGACGUCAAGUUCCCACGGCUUGAGCGCCACCACUGGUGAUUGUUGGCCCGCUGGGUCAACCCAUGAAUUGUAUCGCAUAAUUUACCUAUACACUGGCGAGUUCUGCUCAACUGCUUCCGAGCUCUACUCUGGCCUCCAGGCUUCCCCUUUGUUCAGAAAGCACAAGGUCCUCGCAAUCUUCUCUGUUGAUGAGAAUGUAUGGGAAAUUCUCAUGCCUGCUGGAUACGUUCCUGAAUUUUGCAACUGUGUCGCAAAUUUCGGCUUUGCGAUAGAACGAAAUAGCGCCCCAAAGCCAGGGUUCUGUAUGCGGGCUUUAAUUGUCUAGAUGUAUUCGAGGGACGAUUUAGUUGGGCUUAUAGCGUCUUCUUAUAUCAGUUUCCUCAAGCUCCAUUCCUUUCAAGACGUCAUCAGAGAUAUACUACGCACUCGAGUAUUGUUUCCAGAAUCCUUCGUCAUGGCGUUUAGAUCUUAUCGAAGAGUUGGGCUGCGCUAUUCACUAGAGAGAUAGGUUCAGGUUUCAGUUUAUAUAAUUAUACAAUGAAAAUAGUAAACAAAACUGUCGCGUAGAUUGUCGCCGUAAAUGAAGAAGCCAUUCCUGACGAGUGUUUGUGAAGACACUGGAUGGUGCGGUUUGAGGGAUGGCAAAAUUGAUGGGUCCUGACUUAUACUGGCAAACCCCGGCAUGCGGGGAAACCACAAUGCCGACAUUUGGGUAUGGCCCAAUUUCCUUGGCGUGUAAAUUUGUAAGGGGAGGUGAGUUCAGCCCAUAACUGGUACAUU